Messenger RNA from Linum tenue, 646 nucleotides. The record is from the annotation of a GenBank genome assembly. Lineage: Eukaryota; Viridiplantae; Streptophyta; Magnoliopsida; Malpighiales; Linaceae.
UCAAUUGAAAAGAAGAGAAGAGAAGAGGAAGCAAUUAUGAAUCUAAGUGGAACUCAAAGCCGCAAAUCCACCCCCUUUCAUCAUCUGCUUGAACUCCUUGAAAUUGACCAUCCCGUCGCCAUCGACGUCGACCUUCCUGAUCAUCUUGCGGCAGUCCUCGAGGGUCCGGCCCUGCUUGAGGCCGAGGGAGGCGAGGACGGAGCGGAGCUCGUCCACGGUGAUGAAGCCGUCGCCGUUCUGGUCGAAGACGUUGAAUGCCUCCCGUAUGUCCUCCUCCUCGUCCCGCUCGUCCAUGAUGGUCUGGUACUGGUAGAGCUCCCCAAACUCGUCCAUGUCGACGAAGCCGUCGCCGUUGACGUCGAUCUUCUCGAUCAUCUGCGUCAGGUCCCCCUCCGAGAUGUAGAUCCCCAGGUUCUGCAGCGAGUCGCUCAGCUCUUUCCUCGUGAUCUUCCCGUCCCCGUUCCUGUCGAACAUCUGGAACACUCUCCUCAGCUCGUUCGCGUCCAAUUUUUUUUCUCUCUCUCUCUCUCUCUGUUUUUUUCUCCUCCUCGAUCGAAUUGAUUCAGGGGAAGUUGGGCUUUUCUGAUGGAUUACAGGGUACAAGGAAGGAAGAAUGAAUGGGAUUUGCUUUAUGAGGGGGUCGGGA